Lachancea fermentati is the source of this 645-nucleotide messenger RNA. The record is from the annotation of a GenBank genome assembly. Lineage: Eukaryota; Fungi; Ascomycota; Saccharomycetes; Saccharomycetales; Saccharomycetaceae.
AUGGUCGCUGCUUCUCGUUUCCGUACUGCAAAUUGGCUUAAGAAAGCCGGGUUUGCACCACAGGUGUUUCUGUUCCGUAACCUGGAGUCAGGACAAGUAGUAUAUUCGCAACUACCGGUGUUCUCGCAAGCUCAGAUCGAAACUUUGUUUAAGAGACCCGAUUGGUCAAACAAAAAGCCUUCGACGAGACGUGAUAUAUGGCGUUGCAUGGCAGUGGUGGAUACUCCAUCGUAUGAAGAGGGUGUUAACUUAUAUCAAAACUUGUGUCGCUUGCGUUACUUACGGGACGUCACUAAAGCUAAACAAGCUGAUGUACUCAGAAAGAAAGAUGAAUUUGGCCACGUUUGGUACUCAGCUCAAUACCGCCCUACUUACACACAAGAGGCAGUUGCUGAUCUAAGAGAGUCACUCAGCAAGGCCAACAUCAAAAAUGCGACCAUCCACUGGGAGGACGCGUGGAGAAUGGGCGAUGUAGAAAAGUGCUGGAAGCCCGUCCUUCCAGAAUUACAGCACGCCGUUAUGUCAAAACUAGGAAACUCGGCUAGAGAGCAAUCCGCGCUUCUCAAGGAGUUAGGUCUGAAGGCAAAACAAGAGUUUGCGAAACUCAGGGCACAAGAAGAAGCAGCUCGUGAGCUCCAUGUGUGA